This is a messenger RNA of Cuscuta epithymum, 2051 nucleotides long. Lineage: Eukaryota; Viridiplantae; Streptophyta; Magnoliopsida; Solanales; Convolvulaceae. The record is from the annotation of a GenBank genome assembly.
CUCAAAUUAUUAUUAUUAUCCAAAGUAAAAGUCGAGCGUCACGCGCGAGAGGGUGAGAACAUAAAAACUGGUCGGUCCGCGACGUUUUACGCUAGCAGAGUGGCGAAAUCAGACAUUGCUUUCUCUUCUCUCCCUUCUCAAUAUCUCCGCCGUCAACUUCGCCUGAAAUUUCGGGUAGCCGUCUCCGGCGAUUUGUGAUCUCUACCGUACCUUUGAUUGUUCGAAUCUUGAGACUCUUUCAUGGUUUUCGUGAUGAAAUCUGGUGAGGCGGUUCGUGAACUGGAUUGGCGAAGAGAUAAGACGGCGCCGGUGAAGGUGGAAUUGGUCGCCGAUGAUCACUUGGAGGAAGAAUAUGCCCAUCUCAAUAAACGAUCCAAGCUUACUGCUCCCUUUCAGUAUCAGGUAGGAACCGGAGCCACUGUAUCUCCGGCCCAGUAUAACCCACUGGAUGAGCCAAGCCCAUUGGGCUUGAGUUUAAGGAAGAGCCCAUCACUUCUGGAUUUGAUCCAGAUGAGGCUCUCUCAUGGAAAGGUGGUGUCCAAAGCUGGAAAAAGAGACCAAAAAGGCAAUUCCAGUAGUACUACAGAGAAACUAAAGGCUUCUAAUUUUCCUGCAUCAGUUCUCAGUAUUGGUAGCUGGGAGUAUAAGUCGAGGUACGAAGGGGAUUUAGUGGCUAAGUGUUACUUUGCUAAGCAUAAACUGGUGUGGGAAGUUCUUGAUGGCGGUCUCAAGAAUAAGAUUGAGAUCCAAUGGUCUGACAUUCUGUGGUUAAAAGCAACUUACCCAGAUGAUACACCUGGAACUUUGGAUGUUGUGUUGGCAAGGCAACCACUUUUCUUUAGGGAGACCAACCCGCAACCGAGGAAACACACUUUGUGGCAAGCGGCUUCUGAUUUCACGGGUGGACAGGCUAGCACAUACAGGCGCCAUUAUCUGCAGUGUCCACAAGGCUUGUUAGGAAGGCAUUUUGAGAAGCUUAUUCAAUGUGAUCCGCGUCUGAACUUUCUAAGCCAACAAGCAGAGAUAAAAUUAGAUACUCCUUAUUUUGAAUCCAAACCUGCUUGUGUAAUGUCAAUAUUUGAAGAACCGUCCGGUGAGAGUGUUACCACCGCUGGGACUGAAAAUUGCACAUUCGUCAAUGAUUUAUGUGACGCCAAUUCACCUUCAGGGGCUGCCUCACAGAGUGAACAAGAUCCUUUUGUUCAGUCUUUUGAAUCUAUUCGGCAUGAGGCUCCUUCCCCGAGCUCGGUGAUGGAUGCGCGGGUAGUCGAAGAUAUAAAGAGCAGAAGAGUAGUACAAGAAGAAUGGAAGGAUAUAGGAUCUGGGAUCCCAGUUCUACACCCGUCCAUGUCAAUGAGCGAUCUCGUGACCCAUUUUGAGCAACGAGUUUCCCAACAAAACCCCCAGCCCCUCUCGAGUGAGGAACACCAGAGUCUACAAAUCCUUGAGGAGAUAAAUCGAUGCUUGUUUAGCGACACUACUCAGUCAAACUCGGAUGAGAAGUCUCUAAUGUCUCGGGUCAACUCACUCUGCUCCCUUCUUCAAAAGGACCCUCCUCCCACCGGGGACACGUUUCAUCAUCCUCAUCAUCAAAGCAAUGAUAAUAACAACAGUGCAGGAAUAAUAACAAUGGGAGACAGUAAACUGGAGCAGGAGGGGGAUCAGAGACCAGCAGCGUCAAUGACAAGAAAGGACUCAGUCGGGGAUUUGUUGCUUAAUUUGCCAAGAAUUACGUCUCUUCCUCAGUUUUUGUUCAAUAUUGCUGAAGAUUCUGAUUGUCCUCAAUCUCGGUGAGAGACUUGCCUUUUCUGUGUAGAUAUAGCUGUUAGUGACUAACGAUGCUGUGUACUAAAUAGGAAUUGGUUCUAUUUCCAGAUACUUGUCCUUGUUUUACGUGGCUAUGUCAAAUCCUUAAAAGUUGGUGGGUGAUAUUAGUGGUUAGUUGAGCUUUUUCAGUUUUUAGCGAAUUCAAUGGUGUAAAUGGGUCUUGGACAAGAUUGUGAUUUAGAGAUGGAUAUAUUUGCAUCAUGCUAACUUAAUAGGGGUAUGCA